This is a messenger RNA of Cryptotermes secundus, 1612 nucleotides long. It is a transcript of the gene Gas41, whose product is annotated as YEATS domain-containing protein 4. NCBI's taxonomy places the organism in Eukaryota, Metazoa, Arthropoda, Insecta, Blattodea, Kalotermitidae. The record is from RefSeq and is a predicted model, not a curated record. The transcript has 4 exons. Gene Ontology annotation, biological process: regulation of DNA-templated transcription. The coding region runs from base 142 to 822 and encodes 226 amino acids.
GAGGUUACCGCCGUUACCGCCAGUGGUGGCGGUUGCUGGCUUCGAAGGAGUGAGCGGUUUAAAGGCCAGUAUUGUUGUGGCUUUUUAAGCCUAUGUUUUAAAUGCAAUUUGUAUACCUAAAAAAUAAUAAAUUGUAACGGAAUGUCUGGUCCUACUGACUAUGGACCGGACUCUGGAGGACGCGUUAAGGGUGUCUGUAUUGUGAAACCAAUAGUUUAUGGAAACAUAGCAAGAUAUUUUGGAAAGAAACGAGAAGAGGAUGGACAUACACAUCAGUGGACUGUUUAUGUAAAACCAUAUCAUAAUGAAGACAUGUCAACUUAUGUGAAGAAAGUGCAUUUCAAGUUGCAUGAAAGUUAUGCAGACCCAAACCGAAUUGUGGUUAAGCCUCCAUAUGAAGUGACAGAGACGGGCUGGGGAGAAUUUGAGAUUGUCAUUAAAAUUUAUUUUCAUGAUCCCAAUGAACGCCCAACAGUGACUUUGUACCACAUCCUGAAGUUAUUUCAGUCUGGACCAGAUGUAAUGCAAGGAAGAAAGAUGCUUGUUUCUGAAUUUUAUGAAGAAAUUGUAUUUCAAGACCCAACAGUUUUGAUGCAACAUUUACUUACAACAACUCGACAGCUUUCACAUGGGACAUGGAAACACGAGACUGAUUUUGAAGAGAAGAAGGAGAAGACAUUGCAGAAUAUAUUGAAUGCCAAAAAUAAAAUUCGUUAUGAGAUCGGUGACCUGAAGGAAAGGGUGAAACUGGCAAAAGAGACAAUUGUGAAAUUCAAAGCCGAAAUUACAAAACUUCAAGCCAACACUGGAAAUGUGUCUUAAUUUAAUGUGUGGGUUAUGUGAACAAGUGUAUCCUGCUGCAAACUUACAAAAAUUCUGUCUGAAACUUGCAAAGUGAUUUGAAUUUUUCAUGGCAGUGAAAAUUUAGAUUGUGUUCUUCUGGGUUGUGACAUUGUAGGUGGUUACAAAUGUUUUGGAGGAAUUUGCUUCCUCCAUCUUCAGGGUAUAUCUGCUCUCAAGAUCACAGUCCAAAAACUGCUUUUUUGUGUUCCCUAAAUUACUGCUCACUUUAUGGGUUUUCUGUUAUUUCUUCAGAACGCAAGACAAAAACUUAUUAAUAAAUCCUGUAAGAAUGUAGCAAAUCCAUAAUAUUAAAUUGCAGCAUCCUGUUGCAUUGCAUAGAUCUGACUUUGCAUUCCACUUUUCUGCCAUCUGUGUUCAACACCGGUUAAUACUCUUGUCUUCUUUAUUGUCACUGCAUGUUUCAGCAUAACCAGCCAUCAUCAGGUGUACAGGUUGUUGUAAGGAAGAACUCUGUUGCUCACUGUAACACUGUUAUGCUUUUCUCACAUUAUUGCCACAGACUAAUUGCAGGUUAUGUUGGUUGGCUGUUGCUGUCUUGUAUGUUGUUGUGAGGAAGCUUGUAUGGUGGUGGGCCAUCAAACAAGUAAACAAAUAUUUGAAAUAAUAGAGUUGUCAGUAUAAAACAAUGGUUGUAAGGGACAGCCUCCUGGGCUACUCCUCUUUGUGGGUCAUGAGUAGGGCCUGGAUUUUUUGAAAAUGCAUAUGUGCAUAUGCAAAUGCAUAUUUUGAGGGUUUUUGGUUGUUAUUG